Molecule: messenger RNA, 4515 nt
Organism: Hippoglossus stenolepis (Pacific halibut)
Lineage: Eukaryota; Metazoa; Chordata; Actinopteri; Pleuronectiformes; Pleuronectidae
Product: G-protein coupled receptor family C group 6 member A-like
Exons: 6
Coding region: 349-3090 (913 amino acids)
Biological process (GO): G protein-coupled receptor signaling pathway
Cellular component (GO): membrane
Molecular function (GO): G protein-coupled receptor activity
Source: RefSeq, a predicted model, not a curated record
UGUCUAGUUGAAGCUCCUCUAUUGUGGGGGUUUAAUCUUUUUCUAUGGUAUAUGAUCAUAAACUGAUGCAUUUGGUUUUUUACACAACACAACAUUUGAAAAUGUGCUGUGGGCAGUGAAAUGCGUAGGCACAAGAGCAGAUAUGAUGAAAGCUGCAGAACAAUGACUCCCGCACUGUCAGUCAUGAAGUGGGCAGGGCUACAGGGGAGAAUGUGAGAAGAGAAACGUGUGAAUGAGGAAGCAAGAGAGAGUUUUAUUUUAGCCUUGGCAAGAUGCUUAAAAAGGUAUCACUCUGCCAGAGGUGAAAAACCAGCGAGAGCUCAGACAGCAAACACAGAGGAUAGUGAUAUGGCCUGGGUUGUUCUUGUAAUCUACUUUCAUAUCACAGUUUUCCUUAUUAUUAUGGAUACAGGACAUGCCACUGAAAAUUAUACCAGGAUGAUGGAAGCUACAGCUGCAGGAGAUAUCGUCAUCGCAGGAAUCUUUCCCAUUCAUGAGGAUGUACACAAAAAAAACAACUCUUUCAUACCACAACCACAGCCAUGUAUCAGGUUUAAUGAAAGAAGCCUGAUUUUGGCUCUGGCUAUGAUCAAUGCUAUCGAGGUCAUGAAUAAGUCCCCUCUGCUCAAGGCUGUGAACGUCACUCUGGGUUACCUAAUCGUGGACUCUUGCAGUGAUCCCAGCACAGCUCUGAGAGUCACAGGAGACUUCAUGCAGCGGGACAACUGCUACACAGAGAGCAACACCUCUGCCUGUGGACAGCCAGUCAUGGCUGUUAUAGGUGGCUCUAACUCUGAAGUGUCCAUUGCCAUCGCCAGGCAACUGACACUCCAGAUGAUUCCUCAAAUCAGCUAUUCAUCAACUGCUGUCAUUCUGAGUGAUAAGAGCCGCUUCCCUUCGUUUUUGAGGACUGUUCCUAAUGAUAAACAUCAGACAGCUGCCAUGGUCAGUCUGCUCCACACCUACGGCUGGAACUGGGUGGGAAUAGUUAUCACAGAUGGAGAUUAUGGCCGAUCAGCUCUGGAACACUUUGUGUCCCAGGCCUCUGAAAAGGGGAUCUGUGUGGCUUUCAAAUCGAUUCUACCUCAGUCUGUGACCAGUCAUGAUGUCGACUCUGAUAUCGGGGACGCUGCCACAACCAUCCUCAACAAUCCCAAGGUGCAGGUCAUUGUAUCAUUUGCCAGGUCAACUCAGAUGAGGUAUCUUUUCCAGCAGCUGAAGCAUAAGACACUGAGAGCAGGACAGAACAUGGAGUCAAUGAGAAGAGUUUGGGUGGCCAGUGACAGCUGGUCCUCUAGCAACUCUGUGAAAGUAAACGCGACUCUGAGGGACAUAGGAUACGUUGUGGGCUUCACCUUCAAGAGUGGAGACCCAUCAUCAAUUGAGGACUACCUGAGCAGGCUGGAGGCAGCUGGACAUGAAUUUACAAGGAAUAACCCCUUCAUGAAGGAGUUCUAUUUGCAGCUAAAUGCCAGUAAAGAUUUUGAAGACACUAAGCUUAUUUCAGAAGCUGUGAAAAAUCUCAGGAAACACACUCAUGCCUCCACUAUCCUUAGUGUUGAGAUGGCUGUCAGCGCCAUUACUCAGACUGUGGCUUCUGUCUGCAGGAGCAGAGACUGCAAAACACCAGGCACAAUGCAACCCUGGGAGCUGCUGAAACCUCUGUUUUUGCAAGAGUUUGAACUUAGAGGAAAAACCUAUAAGUUUGACGGCAGUGGUGACAUUAACCUGGGCUACGAACUGAAAAUGUGGUGCUCAGAUGAAGGAAAUAAUCAUAUCACUGAGGUUGUGGCUGAAUACAACCUAAACACCAACAACUUCACUUACACCAAUGUGAGCACCCAUCACCUCCAGGACCUGAAGGAGAUCAUCUCCAAGUGCUCCAAUAGCUGCGUCCCUGGAGAGUUCAAAAAAACAGCCGAAGGUCUACACACCUGUUGUUAUGAGUGCAUCAACUGUACUGCGAACUACUACUCGAAUAAAACAGAUAUGGAUCAGUGUCUGAGCUGUAACAUAAGCAGAGAGUGGUCCGCAGAGGGCAGCUCCAGCUGCACCCCCAAAGUCGUGCUCUUCUUCUCCUGGCAGGACAGAUUUGCUGUGGCGCUCCUGACCUUUUCUGCCCUGGGUAUCCUCCUGGCUGUGAUGGUGUCAGCUCUGUUUUUACAUCAGCGCGACACUCCUGUAGUGAAGGCUGCCGGAGGGCCACUGAGCCAGGUCAUCCUAUACUCACUGGUCAUCAGUUACAUCAGCGCCGUGCUGUUUGUCGGUCGGCCCAACAGUUUCCAGUGUAAGGCUCGACAGGUGCUCUUCGGUAUCAGCUUCACUCUGUGCGUCUCCUGCAUCCUGGUCAAGACCCUGCAGAUCCUGCUGGCCUUCCAGUUCAACCCUGCACUGCAGGAGGUUCUGCGGAGGCUCUUCAAGCCUUACGUCAUGGCCAGCCUCUGUGUGGCCUUGCAGGUGAUUAUUUGUAUCUGCUGGCUAGUCAUCAAGAGCCCAUUUCAUCAAAUCCUCAUGGAACCAACCACUUUGCUGGAGCAGUGUCACGAGGGCUCAUAUUUGGCCUUCGGGGUGAUGUUGGGCUACAUAGCUUUCCUAGCGUUUGUGUGUUUGAUCUGUGCCUUCAAAGGCCGCAAACUUCCACAGUUCUACAAUGAGGCAAAGUUCAUCACCUUCAGUAUGCUGCUCUACCUUAUCUCCUGGAUGCUCUUUGUUCCUGUCUACGUUACCACCUCAGGAGUUUACCUUUCGGCUGUGGAGAUGGUGGUCAUUCUCAUGUCCAACUACGGCAUCCUCAGCUGCCAUUUCUUACCAAAGUGCUACGUUAUCAUUUUCAAGAAGGAACAAAACACCACGAGUGCUUUCAGAAACAAUGUGUAUCAAUAUUCCAGCAAAACCUCUGAAUCUAUCUCCGUAUCUGGGAGUUCAGUGUCAGAGAAACAGUCUAUCGGUCGGGACAUCAUCUGUGCUCUGCCACCCUCUCUACCUGCAGCUGGUUACCUCGAAUAUGAAGUAGUGACGAAUGGAAUAAGCUGCACAAAUUUACACAGAGGUCCAGCAACACAACACUUCCUCAGAAGAAGCAGCAUAUAACUGUCAUUAUUUAAAAUGGGUUGUGAGGAGGGACGCAGCUAUUUGACUUUUAAAUUUUUCUGUCCCGAUAGUGAAACUGAUACCUGGGCUUUGGGUAUGGGCCAAUAUACAAUAAUGAUGUUUAAUUAAUCCCCUGUAUACAUAGUUGUGUGAAAGACACUGGAGCAUUCUUCAUGUGUAAUGCAACAUCAGGCGAUAGGGUGAAAUCGAGUAAAUAUUGCAAUAUCUGUUUUUCACAUCAGACCAACAAAUUAUACCUUUCUGUAAUGCUUAAGAUGUUUUCUAACCACAUCAGAAGAAAUAAUGGAGAUAUCAUACUCAGAGGAAGACAUGGGACACAUGGUGUUGAAAAAGAAAAUUCUGCCGGAAUUUGAUCAUCUGGGAGGGGUCACUUUGUAAUGGGACACUUGUAAUAGGCUUUUAUCACCUUGCUUUAUGCUUGUCAAGCUCAAUAUUACCUAUUUUUAAAAAGCAUUAUAAAAAAAAGGAAAAGAAAAUAAAUAAGAAAAUGUGUAUUAUUAUAACAUGUAAACAUAAUUUUCAUAAAGAACCCUAGCCUAAAUAAAGAAAUUAUAAUAUGUAUUUAAAACAUUCUAUUAAAGGUGUAUCACAUUUUUAUAAAAUAAAAUAAAAUUCAAUCAACAGCAAGUAACAAUAACAGAUUAUUCUUCAGUAAUUUGUCAUUCCAUUUGGGCGACUCAGGGAACAGACAGUCCUUGCAGGUGAGAGACUCAUCAUCAUCGAUCACCCCAUUGUCUUCUCCACAUGUUUGGUGAAACCAGUGGCUGCAAAACACAGGACAGACUCUUUUUGGAUCAUCUCUGUUUUAGAGAGCUGACUGAUUAUGUGCUAGUUUGCUAACCAGACGAUCAGUUUAAACAGACAGGGACAAACUGUAUUUACCCUUAACUCCAGUCUGACAACUGCAGAAGUUACGUAGCGUAGCUUCUGUAGUUUAUCUUUUUUUUUACUCCAGGAAGACCCUAAAUGCACAUUACACCUUUUAAAAAAUUAAGUGACUGUCCCAGAUUACCCAAAGCAUGCUGUCCCACAUUAUCAAUCAUGUUUGAUAAAGUGGGACAACUACAAAAUGUUUGAAAAAAACAAUCAAACAAUAUUUCAUAACAAUCAGGAACAUUGUCUUAUUUAUGACUGAUUUAUAUCCUUAACAUUAACCAUGGUCUGAAGUUUUAUUCAGUACGAAUUAAGUAAAUUAAGUAAAUAAAUAGAGUUCGUACAUAAUUCGUUAAGUGUCAAUAUUUGUUUCCAGUUGAAGGCUCAUCAUGUUAAUUUGGGGCUCUAAACAGAUCAUUUGUAAAUCACCAUCUCUGUAUCUAAUUUAUGACUGCUUCUGCUACAAGGUAAUGCUAAACUGGUGACUUGGUCAAUGCAGUGGUGGAAUAAAAUAGACUGUUUAACAACGAA